AAUGAUACAUUGAUAUCUAUGAAACUCAAACAAAGGAUUUCAUUUUCAAAAGAUUACACUACGGCUUUAAAAUGUGAGAAUCUUACUGCGAACCAUACAGACUUUAAGGUCGAUUUUUGGUCAUUUUUCCCGUAUUCAAUCAACAAGAACAAGACAACUACGAAUAGCAAACAUAAAGGCUUAUUCAACAUGCUAACAGAAAAGUUGACGGCAUCCACGUCAUUGAAAAUCCACUGGGGCCAAGAACAAGAGUAUAUUAAGAUUAUCAAUGAGUCACGCUACACUAAUCUGGGAUCGACCAAUAAGAUGGUUUUACCAAUUACCAUAGAGACUAAGAGCAAUGAUCCUUGUUUUGUCAGAAUUUACGAGUCAGCGGGCCUGGCAUAUGUGGUUAGACGAAAUGUGAAGAAGCCACUAAACCAGCUUGCAGGUUCUUUCAUUAACGGCGGACAAGUGAUUGGCCUUACUCUUAUCCUUACCGGUAUUGCUGGGAUCUGCAUGUGGUUGCUUGAUCGUAGGAGAAAUCCUGGAGAUUUCCCKCCAUCUUUUGUGCGCGGUUCGUGGCAGGGAUUCUGGUGGGCUUUUGUUACCAUGACAACGGUUGGGUAUGGUGACCUGGCRCCCAAGUCAGUUCCCGCCAGAAUGUUCAGUAUCUUGUGGAUGCUGCUUGGCCUUGUCGCCUUCUCUGUUUUGACGGCCAACUUCACCUCAUCUUUGGCCAGAGAAAUCGAGACAGAUUUGAAUUUAUUCAACAAAAAGUAUCGGUUCAGACAACUCCGGGAUGAUUCAAGCCUUAAAAGACAAAAGCGUUGAAGGGCUUUUGAUCGACAAACACUAUGUUGUUAGUGACCAAAAGAUCAUCAAAGAAGACAGCACCAUCGAGAUUGGCAAGAUAAUUGACUUCAAGCUUACAUGGGGCUUAAAACUUCUUAUGCCCAAACAGGAGAUGUGUACCGUUGUCAAAGAAUGUAUCGAAAGUUUUGCGAAUGAGCUUUCAUUCCAGAACGAAGCAGCUGAGUUAUUGUCAAGCACAGCCAUAUCCAAAGACGAUGAAACGGGCGGMGGUAGCUUGUUCGAGGACUACGAGUUCUUCAUUAUUUUGAUAGUGCUGUUYGCUGUGAUGACUGCAGCAGGGGUUCUCUGGGAGUACAUAUACUAUAACCCAAGGAUUAUCAAACAGAAUCAAAUCGACGACGAAGAAGCGAGAGAAAUGGAAGCAAAAAAGGCCUUGAAGUACAUCAUCACAAAUCUUGAGGUCGAAGAACUAUGCSAGAAUUGCAACUGCAAAGUUGAAUCCAUCUAUAAAAAGGAAGGUGUUGAAAGACUUGAGCGACUGAGAAACCAGAACACAUCAGGCUGUGAGAUGACAAAAGACAUGGAAUCUAAAAAAGACGAUGAUGAGAAAAACGGCAAUGCUAUCACUAAGAGGCUGAAAAAAGUAGUAGCUCUAUGAAGGCAGCACAGAACAACAGGAAAAUCGUAAAGCAUUUAAGAUACAAGCCAUCAUGGAAACAAGAGCAAGCUCCCCCCCUUCAAAAAAAACACAUUCGCAAACGAGCAGCGCCUCUCUCCUCGUAAAUUAAAUAUCACGUCAAAAAGCAUUAUGAACUGAAAGCAUAAAAUGAAUCGGCGUCAAGCAGCAUGGGCGUAAAAAACACUCAGUAUCGGGUUAAAAAGUGCAUCAGUUGYGAACUGGAAACAAAAAUAGAUCAAACCGAUCCCAGCUAUGCUCGAGUGUCCACCCAAACAAUGGGUAGUUUCCUCAAUGGAAUACAGAAUAUCCGACCAAGAAAUUCAAAUUCAUAAGAUUUUUUAGAAGUUAUCGAUUUUUUCUCAAUGUACCUUGAGAAUGGAUUGGUUCUAAGACAGGCAUUUACGAUUUUCAACAAUCGGUGUCUGUUCCAUGCAGUUUAUUCUCAAAACACAUUUUAGCUUGUCCGACAUAGCCACUUUGGAAUCAUCAAGCUGGGCUCAGAGAAACACUUUCAAGUAGUUUUCGAUACAAAACUCAAUAGAAUCAGUGGCAGAUCCAAGGGAGGGGUGAAGGGGGUGCACAACCCUCCCUGGUUCGACUUUGUGCCCCUAUACUUCGAAGAUAACCAAUACAAAAUACUUUUUUCCCCUUUGAUUCUAAUGGGUGCACCCCUCCCUGGGUUAACUUUGUGCGCAGCACCCCUCCCUGAACUAAUUCCUGGAUCCGGCCCUGAGAAUUCCUAUGAAGUAGCAAACGAAGUACGCCUCUAUUAUGUAGAAGUAUAGUACAUUUGAUAUCAUGCUUUAAAAGAAUGCAUUAAAAAAUGCAAGAUGGCAAAGCCAAGCUUUGGGAAGCACUCCCAAGUCUUUGCACCCUAACAGCUAGUACAGACAGGCAAAAUUUUUUAAAUUAAUGAAUUCCACAUUUCUUUAUCAUCGGAAUUUUAGCUAAUUUGUAGCUACGUUUUCAACCUUGAGACGUAAAUAAUGUCAGUAGUGUACAGAAGAAAAUAUGCCAGAAAAAAGUGCAGACAGAUUUUAGGAAAAUUCCAUGUUGUUUUGACCUUUCGCAGAUUGUGAUUGACAUCACCUAUAGCGCAAUUCGUGCGUUGGUAUGCUACAUGCAACAUAACUUUCACCAACCUUUUGAGAAAUAGCUGAUCACCAACAGGAUCUCCUUUAAUCAGUUUUCUUUGUAUGUUGUAAAUAAACUGACCUCUAUCAGAAAAUAAAAAGGUUCCGCUCU
Messenger RNA from Actinia tenebrosa (Australian red waratah sea anemone), 2719 nucleotides. RefSeq lists its product as uncharacterized. Gene Ontology annotation, molecular function: outward rectifier potassium channel activity; ligand-gated monoatomic ion channel activity; potassium ion leak channel activity. Lineage: Eukaryota; Metazoa; Cnidaria; Anthozoa; Actiniaria; Actiniidae. The record is from RefSeq and is a predicted model, not a curated record. Gene Ontology annotation, cellular component: plasma membrane; voltage-gated potassium channel complex. Gene Ontology annotation, biological process: action potential; stabilization of membrane potential; potassium ion transmembrane transport.